This is a messenger RNA of Trichosurus vulpecula (common brushtail), 3146 nucleotides long. RefSeq names its product intracisternal A particle-promoted polypeptide (gene IPP). Lineage: Eukaryota; Metazoa; Chordata; Mammalia; Diprotodontia; Phalangeridae. The record is from RefSeq and is a predicted model, not a curated record. Gene Ontology annotation, molecular function: actin binding. Bases 222 to 1976 code for a protein of 584 amino acids. The transcript is spliced from 9 exons.
ACUCACGUGACGCACCUCCUCCUCGCGCAGGUCCCUCUCGCUCGCCCCUCCCCCUCUCCCCCCCGCCAGCUGCGUGCGCAGCCGGAGGCAGGCCCUGGCCGGCUCUCGUAGGUGUCGGUGACCGUGGGAAGCGGGGAUGAGUCCCCGCGAGCCCCUCCACUGACGCCGCUGCCACCGCCGUCCAGCAGGAAAGCAGCUGAGGGGCCGGGUCACCUUGAACCAUGGCUUGUGAGGUGGGGCCAAAGGCGGCUGAUAGCACCUUCUCGUCCGACAGACAUGCCCAGAUCAUCCUGGCCCAGAUUAAUGAGAUGCGGAGCGGGCAGGAUUUCUGCGACGUGCAACUGCAGGUGGGAGAGGCUGAGUUCCGCGUGCACCGGCUGGUGCUGGCUGCCAGCAGCCCCUACUUUGCUGCCCUCUUCACUGGGGGAAUGAAGGAAUCCUGCAAGGAUGAGGUGCAGAUCCUGGGCAUCGAAGCAGGAAUUUUCCAGACUCUUCUGGAUUUCAUCUAUACAGGUGUGGUGAACAUUGGGGUGAACAAUGUUCAGGAGCUGAUCGUGGCUGCUGACAUGCUCCAGCUGACCGAGGUGGUGGACCUGUGCUGUGAAUUUCUGAAAGGACAAGUAGAACCGUCCAAUUGCAUCGGCAUCUUCCAGUUCUCAGAGCAGAUUGCCUGCCAUGACCUGCUUGAAUUCACGGAGAACUACAUCCAUGUGCAUUUCUUGGAGGUGAGCGGCGGGGAAGAGUUUUUGGCACUGACCAAGGAUCAGCUGAUUAAGAUUUUGAGAAGUGAGGAACUGAGCAUUGAAGAUGAGUACCAGGUGUUCUUGGCUGCCAUGCAGUGGGUUCUGAAGGACCUGGGCAGGAGGAAGAAGCAUGUGGUUGAAAUCCUGGAGCCCGUCCGAUUCCCCCUGUUGCCUCCGCAGAGGCUAGUCAAGUACAUAGAAGGAGUUCCUGACUUCAGCCUCCGAGUGGCCCUGCAGACCCUGUUGAAAGAGUACUGUGAGAUGGGCAAGCCCCCCAAGGAUAACAGGUUCUGCAGUUUUCUGCAGACCUCCAAGGUGCGGCCUCGCAAGAAAGCCAGGAAGUACCUGUACGCCGUAGGCGGAUACACCCGGCUUCAGGGAGGCCGAUGGAGCGACAGCAGAGCCCUCAGCUGCGUGGAGCGUUUCGACACCUUCAGCCAGUACUGGACCACAGUGUCUUCCCUCCACCAGGCCCGUAGCGGCCUGGGAGUAGCAGUAGUGGGAGGGAUGAUCUAUGCCAUUGGAGGGGAAAAGGAUUCGAUGAUCUUUGACUGCACGGAGCGCUAUGACCCUGUUACAAAACAGUGGACAACUGUGGCUUCCAUGAACCAGCCCCGUUGUGGCCUGGGGGUGUGCGUGUGUUAUGGGGCUAUCUAUGCUUUGGGUGGAUGGGUUGGAGCCGAGAUAGGAAACUCCAUCGAACGAUUUGAUCCUGAGGAAAAUAGCUGGGAAGUCGUUGGCAGCAUGGAUGUGCCGCGCUACUACUUUGGCUGCUGUGAGAUCCAAGGUUUAAUCUAUGUGGUCGGUGGCAUCAGCAAUGAGGGUGUGGAGCUCAGCUCUGUUGAAGCAUACAACCCAAUUUCCAAGUGUUGGUCCACGCUUCCUCCCAUGGGAACCAGGAGAGCCUAUCUGGGGGUGGCCGCCCUCAAUGACUGCAUCUAUUCGAUCGGAGGGUGGAAUGAGACCCAGGAUACGCUGCACUCGGUAGAAAAAUACUCUUUUGAGGAGGAGAGGUGGGUUGAAGUUGCACCUAUGAAAGUGCCCCGAGCUGGCGUGUGCGUAGUGGCGAUAAAUGGGCUGCUGUACGUCUCUGGAGGCCGGUCUUCCAGCCACGAUUUCUUGGCCCCCGUCACCUUGGACUCAGUCGAAGUGUACAACCCUCACUCUGACACAUGGACCGAAAUAGGUAACAUGAUCACUAGUCGGUGUGAAGGGGGCGUGGCUGUGCUGUGACAGGUAUCAGAAAACCUGGGCUCGAGGAAGAGGACUCUGGGGCUUGGGACAGAAAUAGAGGAGAGGGAGGCCCUGAGGUCAGAAUGGUGGAUGCUCCCAAGUGCAGAAAGGGCUGCAAAGCUGGCUGAUGCUGUCCUCUUGAGAAUGGUGUGGGACAGGCUUGGCAGACCCACCCUGACAGCAAGCCAUCUGGUUCCCAUUCCCAGACCUGUCCUGUUCAAGGACCCACACUGCCCUUUUUGUGCCCUUGAUCCUGUCAGGGGCUUUUCCUGUGAGGUCUAAGUACUCCUUCACACAGAGUUUUGUUCACCCACAAUGAAAACAAUACCACUGCCCAUGCUACCUGCCCCAAAAAGCAAGGGGAACAACUGCCCAGCCCUUAGUGCCAGGUGGUGUCUUUCAUUGGCACCAGACCCUCCAUCAGCAGCAUAUUUACUGGGAGAGGCUGGUGUGAAAUGGAAACGAUCCUGUCAGAAACUCAUGGCAAACCUUGGUUUGCUGGUUUUUGCUUGGUCCCCCUACUGACUGGGCAAGUUCUGAAAUCUCCAGUCAGCCUUCUGAAACGGGGGCCACAGGCAGUGGCCCCAGCCCUCACUUAUCUGAGUUGGGGGGUCUCCCACGGAUCAUGCCUGCUCCUCCUCCAGCUGUUAUCUGCUUGCCUGCCUGCCUGCCUGCCGGUGAAGCUUCCUUAAAAGUGCUGCCUCACAAGGGCUGCCCCCAGCCCUUUGCAGGCUCACCCCCGUUGUUAUCUGCAGGCUUUUGGCAAAGGGUGAGAUCAUGGGUGGAAGGUUCAGCCUGGGACUGCUUCUCUGCACCUUGCUUGCCUGUGCCAGCUUCAGCUCCCCAAUUCUCAAGAGCCUGGUACACCCUGAAUCCCCAAGUUGUUUAUUGACAGAGCAGUUGUGCAGAGUUUUCAUUUCCUUACUGUGGCAUUCUGAACCCUGGCUGCAUCUUAGGUCCAAAAAGCUUAAUUAGUAAACCUUUGCAAAGGCGCUUUUGGUGUAGAAACCCCCUGUAAGUCACUUUCCUCCUCCCCUGGAGAACGUGACUGUCUUGGCAUCUGCCUUAUCAGAGUGGUUGUGAGGAUCCAGUGAAAUAAUCUCUGUAAAGCGCAUUGCAAAUGCCAGCUGUUCUCCGCUUCUAAUAAACACUGGAAAGAUUUUGCUUGCA